Molecule: messenger RNA, 1602 nt
Organism: Oryzias melastigma (Indian medaka)
Lineage: Eukaryota; Metazoa; Chordata; Actinopteri; Beloniformes; Adrianichthyidae
Gene: msc
Product: musculin
Exons: 1
Coding region: 676-1074 (132 amino acids)
Biological process (GO): regulation of transcription by RNA polymerase II; skeletal muscle tissue development
Molecular function (GO): RNA polymerase II transcription regulatory region sequence-specific DNA binding; protein dimerization activity; DNA-binding transcription factor activity, RNA polymerase II-specific
Source: RefSeq, a predicted model, not a curated record
GUCUAAGAACCUUGUUCUUUCUCAGAAUGAAAGGAAUAAAAUAAUCUUUGCUACACCAUGGGAGUGAAGAUGGGGCCUCCUCACAUCUGCCACGCCCUGGUCAUGCCAACACUCCAGAUGUCAUGGGAACUGGAAACAGCUGGGGCUGUUGCAUGCAGGCUGCGUGUGAACGGCUGCUCCAUCUGCAGAAACCCAAUCCCUCUGUGAAACCAGCAGCGGAUUAGACACUUUUGAUAAGGUCCUCCAGACAUUUCUAUCACAAAACCUCCUGCAAGACUAAAAGGCUUCAUCUAUCUUUACUGCCCAGUUAUGCUUUUGAAGUGUGGAGCUUUCACCUUGAAGAUCACGCAUGCCUGUGAUGCAACACAGUUUAUUCCUCUGUGUUCCAAACAGGCCAGUAAUUGACAGGGCUUAGGCCAAUUAUUCAGCAUGGAGAUGGACAACUGAGGGCUGAGUUUUGGUCUUACUGAGGUCAUGGAGGCAUGGAGAAAGGGGGAGGGCGAAUACAGUGUCAAGAACACUUAAAUAAGUGGAGUUACCAAGCAAGAAGGAGCUCAUAUUAUUGGGAUUUCAGUCACAUGGCUUCACAAGUCACGUUUGGAGCUGCUGACUUGUUUAGCUGUGAUUAAGAUCUCAUCAGCAGGAAGAUUUCAGUCUCUGAGCGCUGGAGCGGCCAUGUCCACUGGCCCCAUCGCGACUAAAGCGGACAGGAGGACAGCCGCCCCUUGCAAGAGCCCAAUUACCCGCCUCACCCCCAGCCGGCAUUCCGAGGACGCCACUGGCCGUGUGGGGAGGAGGGUCAAGCCGGAACGCCGCACGCUCUCCAGGGCGCUCCACAAGGAGACUCGGCAGAUGCAGAGAAACGCGGCCAAUGCGCGGGAGAGGGCCAGGAUGAGGGUGCUGAGCAAGGCCUUCUCCAGACUGAAAACCAGCCUGCCCUGGGUCCCGGCGGACACCAAGCUAUCCAAACUGGACACUCUGCGACUCGCCUCCAGUUACAUUUGCCACCUUAGACAGCUCCUGCAGGAUGAACGCUUUGAGAGCAGCUUUGCGCAUCCAGUAAAUCUGGUAUGAACCGACCCAGAAGGCAUGAGACAACUUUAAAACUCUAUAAUAAACUUGUUACGUACUUACAACUGACUGAAGCAAUUAACAUUAAAGAAAUAAUGUGUUUUUGUCCUGUCAUAAACAGUAAUAUUUUUGUGUUUUAUAAAGUUUUAUGAGUGGAUUUUCUUUGCAAUGGAGUGGAUGCCUUAUUUUUUUCAGACAUGGCCUUUUCUGAUGACUGGACGACCAGAAGAAGACAUUUCAUCUCCUGUGAGACUCUGCGGGGCGACAGCAUAGAGGUGCUGCACCAAUCCAACAAGACCAUCUCCAAAGAGCUGCACAAAUAUAUUGUCUGUGUUUUUUAUUUUAUGCUUGUGCAUGCAUCACUUUUUAAUUUUUUUUAUUUUAAAUCCUGUUAGUUUUCUUCAUAAAUGUUCACAACACAAAUUAACAACAUUUCCAUUGUAAAAGCUUUAGAAAUAAUAAGAAAUAACAUCCCAUGAUUACUGCUUCAGUCUUAACUGGUUAUACUUCCAUUAAAACCUACUUUUUAUU